Molecule: messenger RNA, 1779 nt
Organism: Pungitius pungitius (ninespine stickleback)
Lineage: Eukaryota; Metazoa; Chordata; Actinopteri; Perciformes; Gasterosteidae
Product: zinc-binding protein A33-like
Exons: 1
Coding region: 49-1425 (458 amino acids)
Biological process (GO): protein ubiquitination
Cellular component (GO): cytoplasm
Molecular function (GO): protein binding; ubiquitin protein ligase activity; zinc ion binding
Source: RefSeq, a predicted model, not a curated record
CAUCCAGAUCUGUAGUUCAGAGAGACUCAGAUUUGAUCAUUAAAUAAAAUGGCUGAAAAAAUCACUCUUUUGAAAAGUUACCUGAGCUGCCAUGUUUGUUCAGAGACCUUCAGAGAUCCCGUGUCUCUGAGCUGCAACCACAGCUUCUGUUCAAGCUGCCUGCAGCGAUUCUGGGAACAAGCUGGAAACAAGAACUGUCCCAUUUGUAAAAGAAAACCGUCUAAGGAGAAUCCUGAAGUGAAUUUCCAACUGAAGGAACUGGCUGACUCGUUUGCUGAGGUGGUGUGUUGUGAACAUGGAGAAGAGACUAAACUGUUCUGUGAGGACGAGCAGAAAGCUGUGUGUCCUGUCUGUGAGUCCUCUCUCCACCAGAGUCACAAGGUGGUUCCUCUAGAACAAGCAGUCAGGAACCUGAAGGACCAGCUGAGAUCUGACUUGAAGUCUCUGCAGGACAAGAAGAACAAACACCAACAAGUGAAGAAAACAUACAAUGAAGUGAUUCAACUCUCCAAGAAGCAGCUGGUGUCCACAGAGAGGAAGAUCAGAGCAGAGUUCAACAAGCUCCACCAGUUCCUGAGAGAGGAAGAGGAGUCCAGACUGACAGCUCUGAGGGAGGAAGAGGAGCACAAGGGGAAGACUAUCAGCAGAGAGAUGAAGACGAUUGAGGAGCAGAUCUCCUCUCUGUCAGACAGCAUCUCUGCUGUUGAAGAAGACCUGCAGAAACACAAGGUGUCGUUCCUCAGCAGUUAUAAAGCCACUCAGACCAGAGCCAGAGUCCAGAGCUCACUGACAGAUCCACAGCUGCUCUCAGGAGCUCUGAUAGAUGUGGCCAAACACCUGGGCAACCUGUCCUUCAGAGUCUGGGAGAAGAUGAAGGACCAGGUCCACUUCAGUCCUGUCAUUCUGGACCCAAACACUGCAAACUACAGUCUCUAUCUGUCUGAUGAUCUGACCAGUGUGAGACGUGGAGACACAUACCAGCAGCUUCCUGAUAAUCCAGAGAGAUUCACUAACUAUGCCAGUGUUCUGGGCUCUGAGGGCUUCUUCUCAGGGAAACACAGCUGGGAGGUGGAGGUGGGAGACCAUCCUCACUGGGUGUUAGGUUUGGUUAAAGAGUCAGUUGACAGAAAGGGAAAGAUAGGCUCUUCACCAAUAGAUGGAAUCUGGUGUUUAGCUCAUCGCAGUGGAGAAUACACUGAUGGAGUUGGUUUGCCUCUCAGAGUGAAGAAGAGUCUCCAGAAGAUCAGAGUCCAGCUGGACUAUGACAGGGCGGAGGUGUCCUUCUACGACCCUGAAGACAUUAUUCACACCUACACUCACAAAGACACUUUCACUGAGAAACUUUUCCCAUGGUUUUAUAUUGGAAAGUCUGGUGAUCCUAAAACUACUGAAAUCAAAAUCUCUCAAACUGAUGUUUCUCUGUGAUGUUCAGGGAUCUUUGUGGUUUUGAAGGAUUUACUCUGACUUCACUGUGUUGAUAUACUUAAAUACGACUUUAUUAAACUUUCAGAUCCUUCAUUUUUUACACAAAAACCGAUCAUUGUCUAACUAUAGUUUAAUCAAAAUUUAGAAUUUAGUCAAAACAAAAUCUAACAUUUAAUAAAUCAACUAAACAAAAUUCUGUUGUUAAACGUUGUUUGUUUAACUUUAAUCAUCAUUCCACAUAAGAUUUUGUUCAGAUUUGUUCCUCAUCUUUAGCUGAGUGUUUUCCUUUUUUACUUUACAUUAAGUCUUAGAGGUCAGUGGAUCAAUACACAUUUAGAGUUUUAUUUUUUAAUG